AUGUGUCAUUAUAGCUCAGAUAUUUUUGAGGAAUUUAUUUCUUUAUCAGUUCCAGUACCUCAAUGGUAUUCAAAUGAAGCACAUCCAAUCUCAUUAGAGAGUUGUAUUGAAUUAUUUCUUCACUAUGAAAAUAUAGAUGAUUGGUAUUGUGAAAAAUGCAACAAAAAAAGAAAGGCUAAAAUAUAUUCAACUAUCAGUGAUAUUCCUAAAGUUUUAAUCAUUCAAUUGGUUAGAAUAUACUCAAAGAAAUACCCAAUUCAACAAGUUUUGUUUCCUUUAAAUGAUUUAGUAGUUCAAACAUCCCCUAACCAUUUCGACUUUUAUGAUUUAUAUUCUUUUAUCACUCAUACAGGAUCAUUAUCAAAAGGUCAUUACAUAUCAUGGAAUAAAGUAUCAAACCAAUGGUACUGUUGCAACGAUGAAAAUGUCUCUCAAGGUAACCCUACCACAUCAUCUGAUACUGUGUACAUUCUUUUUUAUAAAAGGAAGGUAAAUUCAGCUGGUUAUAAUAAAUAA
Entamoeba histolytica HM-1:IMSS is the source of this 516-nucleotide messenger RNA. RefSeq names its product ubiquitin carboxyl-terminal hydrolase 5, putative. Bases 1 to 516 code for a protein of 171 amino acids. Gene Ontology annotation, biological process: protein deubiquitination. The transcript has 2 exons. The record is from RefSeq and is a predicted model, not a curated record. Gene Ontology annotation, molecular function: cysteine-type deubiquitinase activity. NCBI's taxonomy places the organism in Eukaryota, Evosea, Mastigamoebida, Endamoebidae.